UUUCCUCCUCGCCUCUUCCUCUUCCCCCAAUCUCCGAUAGUUCCCAAUUUCCCAUCCCCCCAAACCCAAACCCCAACCCACCCGAGCCACCAAAGGGGAAGAAAAGAAAAAGAAAAAAUUCGCACGCGACGACGCGACGGAGAAGGGAGGGGAAGCAGCAGACGGUAGCGAGAGAAAUCCCCACCAGCCUCCAAACCCUAGCCACCUCCCCUGCCGUCCUCCAGAUCUCGCUGCCGUCCGCCCCGACUCGAUGUGACCCGGCCCUAGGGUUUGAGACGGUGCGGCGGUGGGGGCUCUUCGCGGGAGGUUGGGACUCGUAACGCGAGGGAGGGGUCCCGCGGUGGCGACGGCGGCGCGGGCGCACAUGAAGGACCCGGCGCACCGCACCAAGGUGGUGCUCCGGCGGCUGCCGCCGGCGAUCGCGCAGCAGGCCGUCGUGGACCAGGUCGACGCGCGCUUCGCCGGGCGGUACGACUGGGCGUGCUUCCGCCCCGGCAAUGCCAGCCAAAAGAAUCAUAGGUAUUCUCGACUCUACCUUAAUUUCAAGCGCCCAGAGGAUGUUGUUGAGUUUGCUGAGGCCUUCAAUGGACAUGUAUUUGUGAAUGAAAAGGGUGCUCAAUUUAAAGCUCUUGUGGAAUAUGCACCAUCGCAACAGGUUCCCAAGUCAAAUAUCAAGAAGGAUGGCCGUGAAGGAACUAUUAUGAAAGAUCCGGAAUACUUAGAGUUUCUUGAGCUUAUUUCAAAGCCUACUGAGCAUCUGCCAAGUGCUGAAAUUCAGCUUGAAAGGAAAGAAGCUGAAAGGGCAGCUGCUGGAAAGGAGGCACCUGUUGUGACAGCUCUUAUGAUGUUUGUUCGUCAGCAACGGGCAGCUAAGAGUAUGGCUCAGAGACCUGGAAGUAGAGUUAGCAGAAAAGUUUCAGGUGUUGUAACUAGCAGUUCUAGUACUUCUAAAAGGUCUUCUGAGAAGCGCAGGUCCUCUGCGUAUGUUGUACGUGACAGUGCUAAGGAGAAACCAACUUAUAUCAUGGUGCCGAAGAGAGAAGAGCAUACACAGAGGGAAAAAGCUAUUGCUGGAAGUUCAGAUGUAACAAGUGGGGGAACAUCUGGACCUGGUCAGGCUGUUGAGGCUAAAAGGGACAAAAUUGUCAUUUUGAAAGGCAGAGGAAGGGUUGAUUCUAAUAUACCUGAUGCGGCAACCCAGCAGUCAUCAACCCCUGUGAAGAAUGUGCCACCAUUGAGUUCUAGACAAGACCAGCGACUCGAGGCCAGUGGUAGAAUUAUUAAGACUAUACUUUCAAACAAGGAAACCCGCAGUUCAAAUACAUCUCAACAUGAACAGGAAGGUCACAUGCUUAACACUGAGAGGGAUAAGAGGCCACCAAGGGUUCUCAACCCACGUACCAUAGUGAAAGAUCAGAUAGUUGAAAAUGCUGAGAGAAGCCAUUUUGAUGAGAAGGCUAAUCAUCUUCAUGGCUCUGCUCCAGUUGGUGAGAAGAUUGAAAGGCAUGCUAGAAACAGAGAUAGGCCCGAUCGUGGUGUUUGGGCUCCUCGCCGCUAUGACAAGUCUACAUCUGGAGGUGGUUCACAUGCCUCAUCAUCAGAAUUCCCUCAAAUGCAGUCACAUCCUGGAGAUAGUUUCUCGCAACUAGCAGAUGGUCAUGGAGACAGAAAGACAGACACAAGGAGUCAUGGUGGUGGCCGUGGUGGUCCUGUUGAAAAUGGGCAUAGGCGUCGUGGUCCUCCACGUGGUCCAAAGGAAACCGAAAUAUCUGCUAACAUGCCUGAUGGAAAGAAUUCAAAGAGGAGUUCUGCUAGCUAUGGUGCUCAUGAGAGACAAGUAUGGGUUCAGAAGUCAAGUUCAGGCUCGUGAGUUUGUGACGAUACUCUCACCAAAACAGGUAUUGCAAGUUGUGGAGAAGUCUUGGAUUCUGCAGCUCAUUCUUCUUUAUUAGCUGUUGAUCCUGUGAAGUAUGUUUACAAAAUGCCCAUAGAUCAAAUGCUGCCAUGAAGUGCAAUCUCAGAUUCGUCAGUCUCAGCUAUAGCUGGAAAAGGGAGCCUCGCUGAUCUGAUUCACAGAAAUAGUGAAGUAACAUAACCCGGCAUGUAGGUAGCUCUCAAUCACUUUGGGUGAGAUUUGAUUUGGGCCUAAGGCUGCUAUUUCUGGAGCAAUGGAUGGAGAUUAGGUUGGCAUCAGUGCCUCACUACCUCGUGACAGUGGUCACAUAUUUCCAAGACCCCUGGAGGCUACACACACCCUCAACAGAGAUGGAUGUAAAUAUCUCUAGAGAAAGAAGAGGUCUGGUUCUGAUUGCUGUUUACAAGUUGGAGGUGCCAUGUAUUUACAAAGAGAUAUAAGAGUUAUCAGACUAUCCGGUUUGCUAAAUAAAGGUGAAUUUAGCUAGUAGAUCAUUAGACUCUGUGUUGCAGCUGCUGCAAUCACGGUUUGCCUCAAUGGAAAGUUACCCUAGAGUGCAAAAGGCACAUCUCAUUUUGGUUUUAUGUUUCUGACUAAAUGGGAUGUGAGAUUGUUUUGACGUCUGGUGUGUGUUUUGCUGUCAUGUUCCACCAGAUGACCCGGGGGGUUCUGUCAUGUUAAGAAUGAUAUGCUUGGUGUACAGCCUCCAAGGUGCUUGCUGUUUUUAAUCUUAAGGUGAUGGUACCUGGUUUUAAUGGUUGA
Molecule: messenger RNA, 2677 nt
Organism: Panicum hallii
Lineage: Eukaryota; Viridiplantae; Streptophyta; Magnoliopsida; Poales; Poaceae
Product: regulator of nonsense transcripts UPF3
Exons: 13
Coding region: 365-1870 (501 amino acids)
Biological process (GO): nuclear-transcribed mRNA catabolic process, nonsense-mediated decay; positive regulation of translation
Cellular component (GO): cytoplasm; nucleolus
Molecular function (GO): mRNA binding
Source: RefSeq, a predicted model, not a curated record